AUGACGCCGUCGGACUGUGCGGCGAGAAUUCUGGCGGCGGCGCGCGAGCGCCGUUCCGACGUCGUUUUGGCGCCUCUGAACGCUAGACUCGGCAUCUGGCUGCACUACUUGUGGCCUUCACUCUGUCGCUACUUGCUCUACUCACGGGGGCUUCGUCAACUUCACGGACUUCGCUCAGAAACCCAUGAUAAAUAUUGAAUUCCUUCUCAUUCACACUGUUCCAUUGAUGUUUUUCAAAUUUUAUUUUAAAAACGAACCUAGUCAUCAUAUUUUUCUGUUGAUAAUUAAAUGUUUCAUUAUAUUUCGGUGAGCUAUUUUAUUGGUCUGAAUUUGCUUUUUCUGUUUCCCAACAACAUUGGUUCAUUUUGUGAAAUAAAUGAAGUUUUCAAAAGUGAGAACCUUCGAAACUGUAACUGCACUCUAUGUGAAAUUCAAAAUAAUUUUUUUCUCAAAUGGCAAUGAUGAAAAAAAUUCUUUGAAAAAAACAAAUGGACUCUUUUUUGAUUACUUUGCGUAAAAAGUGAUAGCCAUCCAAGUAUGGGGUUUUCGAAAACUUUCAGGCAAAAAAGUUGAAUUUUAGAGAAGUUUCAUAUUUUAAACUGGUUUUUCUUUUGUCAGCGGCACAAUUGGCACGUUUUCGUGGCAAAAGAUAAGUUAUCAAUUUGCAAACAUCACUUAAUAAGCUUGAUAAUCCUUACGCCUUCGAAUUUGGACAGUCUCUUCAUUUUUCCCUUUUUUUACUCUUUGCAGUACUUUAAAUUCAGGGUUACAAACGGCGUCAAGCCGAGCCGUUUUAUUUGAAACGAUGUGGUCGCAAGGUUCAGAACCAAUGCCGCCUCGUCAGACCAAAUGGUAAUAUUUAAAAUUUCCCAUUUAAAUUUACUUCAUCAAGAUUUAAAAUCUCACGAUGACAUGUGAUGAGUCUUUUUGGUCUUAAAAAAAUGUCUUUUUUGAAUAAAAGAAAACUCGAUCAAUGGCUCGUUUCUCCAUUUUUCCAUCUCUUUUGCAGGUACCUACUGGAAGGGGUUGACAAAAGAGUCAAAUGGACAUCAAUCGGGUUUUUUUUGAUUUCACUAGCUCUACUGAUUGCCGGUAGUGUAAUGCUUGGAAUAGGCAUUUCAAAAACGAACAGUUCGAAUGAUGGCGGUAAAAAAUCUCAGAAACAUCAGAUUUUUCGGUUUUCAGUUUGUCCAACUGUUACUGGCGAAACUAUGUUCAUCACGGCUAAGUCGACACUUUUGAACUAUUCAUCCGUCCAGAAAAAUUAUGCUCAGUCAGUAUCGAUCUUGACAUCACAAGUUGUGAAAGCCCUGAAAAAGAAAAUAAGAAAAAAGUUAAGAUAACAGACGCACUAACCAAAAGUGCUGGUCUCAAACUCGUUGUAGCGACUGCAGUUCCACCUAUUUCAAUGUAUUGACUUUGUAUUUGUUCAUUCAUCAUUCACCUCUUUAGUCUCGGAAUAUCUCCAACAGAUGAUGGAGUAUUGGUAAUCUACGCUUUAUCUUACACAAAUGAUAAUGCUCCGGCUCAAGACGAUCUCCAGAAGAAACUUCAGAGUGAACCUAACCUAAUCCCAUCUGCUGUCACCAGUGAGUGCUUAAGAACUUUUUUUCUAGUUUUUUGAUCAUUUGCAUAACGAUUCUAUAGAUAAAUUUCUUCUGAACUCGGCAUCCAUCAAACAUUUCUUUAUAAUUGUAUUGAUUUUGCAGACACGACGGCCACAAGUUUGAACCAACAAGCUUGCAAUGUUGUUUCGAACAUUCCAUUGCGGACAUCGACUACAGUGUCCCCCACGAAGAUCUCAACGCAAUCUUCUGCAAUUCCAACGGAAUUUUCACCCACCUACACCGCUAGAAGCUCUGUCUCGGUUGUUAGCAAAAAUACUACAAAGAGUCCACUGGGCACGACAAUUACCAAAAAUAGACAAACAGGGAAAACAAGCGUUUCUUUUCCGCCGGUCAGUGGUCCUACAACGACCCCUGGAUCUUCUAAUCCCCCGAAUUCAACCGUCUCUUCCGCUACAAAAGCUUCAUCGAUAUUCACCACGAAUCGAAGUGUUUCAACUAAUAAUACAGUGCUUCCUGGAAAGACAACAACACCCCGACCUUCUGCAACCACAACUUUCACGGUCACCGCUUACAGUAAGGACGUCCUAAUUUUACUCGAUGAUUCAGUGGCUAUGAAAACUCCUGACAAUUUUGAGAAGGUAAUCAAAACUGUUUAGAACUUAUUCAUGUCCUCUAAAUAAUUUUCAAGGUUAAAAAGUGGAUAAUGACAUCACUUCUACCUCUCUGGACGAUCGAUGAGAACAACAUCGAAGUAGCUUUUGUUACCUACGCUAAAGUUUCUCGAACAUUUUUUCAAAGGCUUUAAAAAGUUUUUUAGAACGAGUUCAAUGUGCUUAUGAGCUACGAUGAAAACUCUGAGAACGAACUGGACCAAGUGAUUCAAGCGCAGCAAUAUGGAGGGAAGUUCAACUCUAGCAUCACCAAGUAAAAUAAUAUAACACCAAAAAAAAUCUUUGAAUGGGUUUAGAGCACUUCGGGGAGCCGUAGGACUAAAAGGAACCAGAAACGUCCCUCAAACCACUAUUCUCAUUUCAUCAUCGAAGUCGGGUAUUUACAUAAGCAGAAAGAGGAAAUUCUUUCAGUGACUUGAUUGAUAUUGAGCAAGCGAUGCCAUUUGCACGUCAGAUUACCAAUUCCGCCGUUAAUCAACUGAUAACGGUUAAUUUGGCAACAAACGAUGGGGGCAGCUUGCUCGGAUUAGUAAGCAAUGUUGGUUGAAUGAUGAGCAAAUGAACGGCCUCAGCUUUCUUCGGGUGAAGGGAGAUAUUUUGGCGUCAGGGAUUUCACCCUAACGGAGUCGAUUGCUCAGCUCAUCAGUCAAGAAAUUUAUGGCUUUGUCACUCACUUCACGGAAACAACGAUGUGAGUUUGGACUUGGAAAAUCUGCUGAUUUCGGUUUGCAGUCGGACAACGAUUCUUCCAGAUUUGCCGUGUCAUCCAGACAUUGCAAUAAUUCUGGACUCCUCUGGUGCUGUCCCUAACAUCACAGAGUACCAGAACGUAAGUUUCGAAUUAUAUUUUCUUUGUUCCCUUAUAUAACGGGGGGUUUUUCAGCAAAUCAAUUUUGUCAGUAGUUCCCUUAUUCCCAGCUGGCCUGUUUCUGUACAACAAAUCGAAGGAGAGUUGGUCAUAUUUUCAUUGGUAACGGGCGUCAGGCUUUUUUUAUCAACUUCGGAAAUUUUUCAAGACGGAGAGCGGAGAUAUUGCCGAGAACGCAUUCCAAUACAAAGAUUCGGCUGCUUUCUCCAGUCAAGUGAAGCUCUACAAAGACUUUUAUUUCCCACAAGCACAGCCCAGCAUCGCCGCGUGAGCUUACCAAUGCUCCAAAUAGUAUAUGAAAAUGAAUUUUUUAUUGAACUUAUCAAAAAAGAUCCUUAAAAUUAACGGGCAACAAAAGUUGCAAAAAAGAUAUUUUUUAGAUCUCUGUGGUUCCUUUCAAGAAAUUUGGAAAAUCGACGCCCCAAUCGCCAACCUGUGACAAUUAUUUUCACAUAUUCCAGGUUUUCAAAAUAAUAUCAAACUAACUCGCUACCCCAUUCUUAGCGAUCCAAACGACGUUUCUGCAGCCAUUCCAUUUGCGGAUACUCUGGGAGGAAAUCUCAUCGUGAUUGGAAUAGGAGAUAAUGUGGACGGAAUGCAGCUGCAGCAGCUUUCGGGAAACUCUGUGGUUCAGAAAAACUAUCAAAACUCGGAUGGUUUGACAGCUCAUGUAAGCUUUUUUUUAGAAAACAGAGAUAUUAAAUUUAAGAAAAAAAAAUUAAUUUUUCUUGAGUCGGAUGGAAUGAAUUCAAUUUUUGAGAUUAACUCUCUUCUGUGUUCGAAAUCAACGCGACGACCCACCAUGAGGCCAACUUCCGCUCCAGCGACGUCGACUGCAGCGAUCACGACAGUCCCAACUACUACACUUAUCCCCACCACUCCCAGUAUGUCUUCUCCUUACAAAUUGAUCCUCAAAGUUAUAGUCAAUUUUUUCCGACUUCAAAGGGGGCGGGGCUGCGGACGGGACGCGUAGUGUGCGCGUUCGCAAUUCUUGGUACGGGUUCACUUCAACCGUCAGCGACUAUUUGGAGUGCUCGUUUAUCGCUCUUUUCAUUUCUGAAUUUUUUUCAUGAGUGAAUUGAAAAAAAGUAGAACAAAAAAAAGCGGUGAUUGAGCUUUUUGAACAGUUGGUGCGCUUGAAUUGAACUCGUGCCAAGAACCGCGUACACACACGCUACGCGUCCCGCCCCUUACUCCGCUUCCCUCGCCUUCCAUGGAUCGACUAUACUUCCGGCAACGAAAAGUUAUCGAACGGAAAAUAUUAAAAUGAGAUUUUUUGAACGAUGAAGAUUUUCAGCAACAGUCAAACCCAAACCAUGCGCAGACUGUUACCCUGCUACAGCCAAUAUUUUAAUAAUCCUGGAAGCUUACAACUCUUCCAACGUAAUAAAAUCAAGGAAAUUCUCACAGAAAUUCUCCAUUUUUCAGUUGUCGCAACAGAAAACCCUUGUCAAUGAAGAUCUCACAGGAUCUUGGACACACUUCGAAAGGGCUUCAAUAUUAGGCUAUGACACCUACAACAAGUUUUUGGAUCCAAUCAAGUUGCUUCUUCUCGUAUUAUGAAUAUGAUUUCAUUCUUUUCAGUUUCGGAGAUCUACAAGAUAGAACAGAAUUUUCGGCGGUUAUAGACGGCUUGUCCCCGUUCGACAGUGCGCCUCAACUUUUGAGGUUAGAUUUUCUUUUAUGCAGUUCUCGAAAAACAAUUUUCAGUGCUUUCAAAAAUGCUUUGUCUACUUCAAGACCUCUUCCUUCUUUUGGCCCGAUGAACACUGUAUUAUUCACGAGUAUAACGUAUUUUUUUUUGAGUUUUCUUUAGCUUCUAAUGAAUGGCUUUUAGAGACACUGACGAUAUACAAUCAUCCAUUCCCUUCUCGGGAUCAUUGAGGUCUCGAGGAAAAGUGACAGUUUUUUUCUUUUUUCAUCAGCAAAAUUUAAAAAAUAGGUACUCAUUGUCGGGAUUGGACUACAAGAUGUAAGUAUGCUCAAAGUACUUGCCGAUAGCGUUAUACCGUGGCCAGAUGUAACAAAAGUUGAUGGCUUGGCUGACAAAAUCAAUUCUUUCUUAGGUUUUAACUGUAGGGUUUUACAAUCUUAAAAAUAUUUUCAAGGAGGAACUGCUCCAACAGGGCCAACUGCUGCUCCAACCUCAAAGUUGACAAGUAUAAGUUCAAAUAUUUUUUUAUUUUUGUAUUUGUUAACACUGUUCAGCGUCUGAAAGUCACACCUCAAGAGCUGGUCCGUCAUCUAGAGUUACGCAUGGGAUGAGUGAGCUUUCAAAAAUAAAUUUUUAAAAAAAUGUUUCUCGGAUGCUUUCAAAAUGGUUAGCUUCAAUUCUGCCAGAUCUGAUAAAAAAAUGUGUUGAUUUUUUUGAUUGAGUAUCGCAACUGUGAUUUAAAAAAAUCAUAAAAAAUCGUAAAAAAAUGAAGUUAAAAUCAUUUCAAAGGAGAAAGGUAUUAGAAAAGAAUGUUUGGAUGAAAAAUUUUUUGGGAAAAUUGCCUAUUUCCACUGCGUUUGAUGAAGUUUCUCAAGACUUGAUCAUGAGAAGUUUUUGGCCGAGUUUUUGCCCAUUAUUUUUUCUAUUUUCUCGGACUUUGAUGAAUUAUUUUUCCGACAAAUUUCAAAUAAAUUUGUCUAAGAACUUCAAUUUGUUUAUCAUGCAGUCCCAAUGUGUGAAAACGGAAUAUUGCAGCAAGUAGCUCUGCGACGGGUAGCACGCCGACCGGCACCACACCACAAAGUACACAAACGAGUGAGCCGCUUCCGUUCUCCUUGUCUUCUAAUUUUUUUUAGCCGCCCCGUUGCCCUGCAAGCGAUCUUUAAUUCUUCUUCUCGACGAGUCUUCUGCUUUUAACUUGCAAGAAAAUUUCGACGUCGUAAGGACAAGUUUCUGGAAAUUUUUUUUGACCCACUAUGUUCAGGUGAAGCAAUGGGUUCUCAAAAAACUCAUUCCGAAUUUGCCGUUCCAGGAUGGCAUUUUAGUAUCGGCAUAUGGAUAUACAGCAAAAGUGAACUAUUUCUUGAGGAUUUGUUUUUGCAGUUUUUUGUGCACUUUACAAACUAGAAAACCUCAAGAUUAAGUUCAUGAAGACCAAAGAUGGUUUAGGGCGACAUUAGGUAAAAAUGACGCGUACAUGAAGUCUUUUUUUCGUUUGGACUCCUAAGCCAUCGGUGACAAAUCACCUCAAUGAAAGUUUGUAAUCUGUUAACAAAACAAUGAGCAAACCUUUUAGGACUUCCUUACAGUAACUUCUUACCAAACUAGCGGCGAAGGCAGUGCAUCGUAAACUUUAUUUUGCGCUCUUUUUCCCGUUCUAAACUUGUGUGUUCCAAAUGCAAACAGCGACACUAAAACUGACACAAUCGUGAAAAACCAAACAUGUUAGCUUCCUUUUUUUUCAGAAAUGGGACGAUAUCGGAGGAGAUUUCGAGUCUAAUAAUAUUGAAGAUUUGUCGGAAAUCAUUGACAAUAUGUAUUUGUAUCAAGGCAAGGAUAGCCCGAAUAUCACAAGGUUGAAUUUCUAUCAAGGAACAUCAACAUAGUUUCACAGAGCGUUUAUCAACGUAGCGGAUGUCAAAGUGAAUAAUGACUAUAGAUCUCUUCCGUUGACCACUGUUAUUGUUUCUGCGUCUGAGUAAGUUUUGUCAAACAGUUGGGACCUUUUUGCAAUUCCCUUCCGAAGUCAAAAAGUGUUUUAAGCAAUCAAGAUGACGUCACGAACGCCAAAAAGUACGCGGUGAAAAUGAAAACGGCUUUGAGCGAUGUCGUCACCAUUCUGUUCUCGUCAGAAGAGACAGACAACCUCAAAAAAGUAGGAGAAAACGGAAUUGCAGACUCUAAACUCAGUUUUCAGUUGUCCUCGGGAGAUUCUUUCAACUUCAAACAAUCUUUUGAGAACAUCGGACAAGAGUUCACCUCAUCUGUUGUUAAAUCUAUUUGUGCUUCGAUUCCCGCAACGCUCUCAUAA
Caenorhabditis auriculariae is the source of this 7072-nucleotide messenger RNA. Lineage: Eukaryota; Metazoa; Nematoda; Chromadorea; Rhabditida; Rhabditidae. The record is from the annotation of a GenBank genome assembly.